Messenger RNA from Dermacentor silvarum, 1515 nucleotides. RefSeq names its product ran-binding protein 3-like. The transcript is spliced from 11 exons. Gene Ontology annotation, biological process: protein export from nucleus. Bases 1 to 1500 code for a protein of 499 amino acids. Gene Ontology annotation, cellular component: cytoplasm; nuclear pore. The record is from RefSeq and is a predicted model, not a curated record. Gene Ontology annotation, molecular function: GTPase activator activity. NCBI's taxonomy places the organism in Eukaryota, Metazoa, Arthropoda, Arachnida, Ixodida, Ixodidae.
AUGCUCUGCUGGAGCCACAGUAGCAUUCUGGUUUCCAUUGUUGGGGUGAGUGUUGCGCGCAACCACAUUGGUAUUCCUUCUGAAGAGUUCUGUGCAUACCCCACCGUGGUGCACACACUGGUACCAGCAGUACCAAUCCGGGAGCCCACGGCUUCGGUCGGUGCUGUCUCGUGCCCCACCGAGCUCGUGAAGAAGUUAAGCCAAAGUGGAGUUCUGCUGGAUUUCUUGCUUUUCUCAGGUGGCAGUCCAGGCAAUGGAGAUUCUGGGCUUGUCUCCAGUUCCUGCCUGUCAUCCGGAGCUGGCAUGCUGGGACUGUCGCGGAUUCAGCAGAACCCAUUUGCCAUCAAGACCACCAUCCCAACGAGGAGCGUAGCAGACAGCACGGAAAACAAAGAGUCGAAGCCCAUUGUUGCUCCGCCCACCUUAGUUCUUGGCGCAGACAAUGCCUGCGCAGUGUCAUCAUCUGGGAGCCGGAUAGUGCUCCGGCCGUCGGCCCUUGCUUUCCAAGCUGAAAAGCUGAAGCAGACAUCACCAGAUGCAGCAUCAACAGAAACGAAGGACAACUCGACCACAGCGACUGCUACCAAAGAACAGCAGCACCAGCAGCAGGCACCAUCAGCAUCCAGGGACCCCCGCGAGGUGUCGUCCACGUGUGAAUCCACCACUAGCCCUGUCACAAAUGGCACGCGGACGAGCGGCACAGUGUCCGGUGCGGAGGACGACAACAGUGGCAGCACCACAACCUCCAGCAGUGGCCGUACCGUCGGCGAGAGCAGCAGCAGCUUUGGCUUGGCCCUAGGGGACCUACGGAAUGGCACCUCGUCGUCCGAACACCUGCCAACCCUCGGCAGUGGUGGCGGACUGCUCAGCUCGGCAACAGAUGAUGCCAUCCACUCGCCACAUGCAGCAGCGCCACCUGACGGAUUCGUCUUUGGCGAGAACCUGCGGGAGCGGGCUGCGAACUUUGAGGACGCCUCGUCGGACUCCUCGGUUGCGCCGACGUCAACAGAGCUCUCCUUCCAGCAGUUCCAGCAACAGGCUGGCCAAAGCAGCGUAGCCAGUGCGGAGCAGCCAGCGGAGGUCGCAUCUGCGGCGAGUCGGCAUGCCAAAAGCCUGACUGAGUCGGCCGAGGAGUACCAGUUGCGGCAAGUCAAGCGGACGUACGACGAGGUCGCCGUGGUUACCGGAGAAGAGAACGAGUCCAACGUGCUGCAGAUCAACUGCAAGCUCUUCACCUUCGACAAGUCAACGAGUUCCUGGCAGGAACGGGGCCGUGGCAGCUUGCGACUCAACGACCAGGAGGUCGAUGGUGUGCUGCAAUCAAGAAUGGUGAUGCGGACACAGGGCAGCUUGCGCGUCAUCCUGAACACCAAGGUGUGGUCCGGAAUGGUUGUGGAGCACCCCAGUUCAAAGACAGUUCGCACGACAGCCAUCGACCCUGACGGAAUUCGUGUCUACCUCAUUCAGGUAAGAGAGGGAAGUUGCAGUGAUAUUUUGUAGGGGUGUGCAAAUACU